Messenger RNA from Acanthopagrus latus (yellowfin seabream), 1489 nucleotides. Its product is annotated as serum amyloid P-component-like. Bases 171 to 881 code for a protein of 236 amino acids. NCBI's taxonomy places the organism in Eukaryota, Metazoa, Chordata, Actinopteri, Spariformes, Sparidae. The record is from RefSeq and is a predicted model, not a curated record. The transcript is spliced from 5 exons.
GAGUGCGCUGUUAAGUCUCUCAGGGAAGGUUUAGACAGGUUUUAUUUGUCAUUGCGAAAUGUGCCAAUAUGACCGGCCACUGGGGGCCCCUUUGUCCCAAAAUCUUUUCUGGGUCUGCAAACAUUUGCCUGACGGUAAACCCCUGACUGGCAACUUACUGGAAUUUGACAAUGUUUGUGUUUAACACAUCACAACCUGACACAGGAUUCAAGAUGGUGUUGAUGCUACUGGCGAUGCUGACCGUGUGUUCUGCCGUUCCUCAAGAUCUGUACGGUAAAAUGUUCAUAUUCCCACAAGAAACCAACACAGCUCAUGUGAGGCUGACUACAUCAAGACAGGACUUGAGGAAUGUCACUGUCUGUCUCAGGUCCUUUACAGACCUCCGUAGAGGCCACUCCCUUUUUUCUUUGGCCACACCUUCAGUUGACAAUGACUUCCAGAUUUAUAAGGAUGAUGCGCAUGAUCAGAUGAAUCUCCACGUCAGGAAUCAUUAUGUGUAUUUUGCGGGUCAGAACUACAAACUGAACACGUGGCACUCGCUCUGUUCCACGUGGGACUCUGCGUCUGGACUGGCACAGCUGUGGUUAGACGGAAAACCCUCAAGUUGGAAACUCAGCUCUAAAUCCAGCAUCAAUGGGCCCAUUAUAAUUGUUCUCGGACAGGAGCAAGAUACCCACGGCGGGGGCUUUGUCCUCAUGGAGUCUUUUGCUGGCAUGUUGUCCGAUGUCCACAUGUGGGACUACACCAUUUCACCCUGUGAGAUCCAGAACUACAUGGAUGAUCUGAGCUUCCCUCCAGGGAAUGUGCUCAACUGGAGGGCACUGGAGUUCCAGAUCAUAGGAACAGUGCUGAUAGGAGAUAAACAAAAGAGCUGUUACUAAAGUGAAAAGUGGAAAAAGCAGGUUUGAAAAAAUUGAUUACGAAGAAGAAUGUGAGGAUUGAUUUUUGUUUUUAUUUUUCAUUCUUAUUAUCUUUUUCAGAUCAUUGUGAAACAAAAGCUUUUCUUCAGUGAUUCUCUGAACUUUUGGCUAUGUGUUGCCAACAUUUUAAUUAAAGGCAGAAUGGGUCGGAUUGUCCUUAUUCUAAGCUUAUUCAAAAAUGAUCAGCACUUGUGAUCAGUUCAACUGUAUAGCGGUGUAUCUGCAGAGACCGUGCCCUCUGCUUGUAUUUUCUCAUUUUGCUGUGUUUUGGAAGUUUCUGGGUGUUGACCUUAAGGAAGUGGUUGUACAGCCUGCAGGAUGUGAGGGCAGGAUGUUGCAACCAGUUGUCAGAUUGUAAGCACACAUCCUACUAACUAAAAAAUGCAAUGUAGUUUUUAGUUACCAAAGUUAGAUGAUACCCUGUUUGGGAGUCAUGAAUCUAUGUUGAUGAGAGGUUUCAGCCAGGAACAAAGCAGAGGACCAUCUCACUGUCCAACAGACUAACAUUGUCAUCCCUAUAGACAUGCCAUUAUAAGCUAAAACAACAUUUUCUUAACCUUUCACCUAUC